Messenger RNA from Onthophagus taurus, 1776 nucleotides. It is a transcript of the gene mEFTu1, whose product is annotated as mitochondrial translation elongation factor Tu 1. Gene Ontology annotation, molecular function: translation elongation factor activity; GTP binding; GTPase activity. Gene Ontology annotation, cellular component: mitochondrion. The record is from RefSeq and is a predicted model, not a curated record. NCBI's taxonomy places the organism in Eukaryota, Metazoa, Arthropoda, Insecta, Coleoptera, Scarabaeidae. Gene Ontology annotation, biological process: mitochondrial translational elongation.
UUCCAUGUCCAUGUCUAUUAUUAUCAUUGGACGGCACCGGCCGCAAUCCGCCAUAUUGAACGUUGAAUAAUUUAUUAAAAGAUAAUUCUGAAAAUUUCUUAAAUUAUCACUUAAAUCUCCAUUAUAUUUAUAUAAAUCAACUAUAAAACGAUGUCUACAAUUGUCACGGCUCGAGUUUUAGCACCAGUACUAAGACGAACUUUAAAGCAAUUAUUGUUCAAUUGCGAAGCUAUUAAAUAUCAAAAUCGACAUAAAAUAGUACAAUGUUUCAUACCAACCACAACCCAGAGAAGAUUUUACGCUGAAAAGAAGGUUUUCGAACGUAACAAGCCACAUUGUAACGUUGGAACAAUUGGUCACGUUGAUCACGGAAAAACCACAUUAACUGCUGCCAUUACUAAGGUUUUAGCCGAUAAAAAGUUAGCCAGUGCAAAGAAAUAUGCCGAUAUCGAUAACGCACCGGAAGAAAAAGCAAGAGGAAUCACAAUUAACGUUGCUCAUAUUGAGUACCAAACCGAAAAUAGACAUUACGGCCACACCGAUUGUCCUGGUCAUGCCGAUUACAUCAAAAACAUGAUAACAGGAGCAGCUCAAAUGGAUGGAGCGAUUCUUGUUGUUGCUGCAACUGAUGGUGUGAUGCCCCAAACAAGAGAACAUCUUUUAUUAGCGAAACAAAUUGGUGUUAAACACAUUGUAGUAUUUAUUAAUAAAGUGGAUGCAGCUGAUAAAGAAAUGGUGGAACUAGUAGAAAUGGAAGUUAGAGAAUUAAUGACUGAGAUGGGUUUGGAUGGUGAAAAGGUUCCUGUUGUUCAUGGCUCCGCACUCUCUGCUCUAGAUGGAAAAAGUCCUGAAAUAGGUUCAGAAGCCAUUAUGACACUUCUUAAAGAAAUCGAUUCGUACAUUCCAACUCCUGUCAGAGAAUUAGAUAAACCCUUCAUGUUACCCGUCGAACAUGUUUAUUCAAUAGCCGGACGAGGAACUGUUGUAACCGGGAGAUUAGAAAGGGGAAUAAUUAAAAAAGGAAAUGAUGUUGAAUUUGUUGGUUAUAACAAAGUUUUAAAAAGUACUGUAACCGGGGUUGAAAUGUUUCAUCAGAUUUUAGAAGAAGCUCAAGCUGGUGAUCAACUUGGAGCUUUGGUUAGAGGUGUUAAAAGAGAUGAUAUCAAAAGAGGCAUGAUUAUGUGUAAACCAGGCACGAUGAAAGCUCACGAUCAUUUAGAAGCUCAAGUUUACAUUUUAAGCAAAGAAGAAGGUGGUCGAUCAAAACCUUUUACUUCAUUCAUUCAGAUGCAAAUGUUUUCAAAGACUUGGGACACCGCCGUUGUUGUUAAUAUUCCUGAUAAAGAGAUGGUGAUGCCAGGUGAAGAUUCAAGACUAAUUCUAAAAAUGAUGCGGCCAAUGGUUUUGGAACAAGGACAACGAUUUACUCUUCGCGAUGGUAAUCUCACGCUUGGAACGGGAGUUGUAACUAAAGUUUUACCGAAACUUACAGAAGAACAAAUCGCUUCGCUCACGGAAGGUAAAAAAGCUAGGGAGAAGAAACAAAAAGAAGCUACAGCACCUAAAUAAUUGAGUCUUAUAAUUAUUUUUGUUUUUUUUUUUUUUUGUUCUGUUUAGAUAUAGUUUGAUAUAGAUAUAAGAAUUAAUAAUUAUGUUUUUUUGUAAUUAAUUUUUUUCUUUUGAGUUUUGUUUCUUAAUGAUGAUACAUCGUCUUUUAACCAAUUCUAUGUAUUUUGUAAAAUAACGACUUGAUAAAUAAAAGUGUUUUGUUGGAAA